GAAGGGAAGGAGCGGAUCGAGUGACUACAACUGCCGGGGUUUUAGAGAGAGAAAGUAGAGAGAUUCAGAGAAUCGCCGGAGAAGAUGACGGAGGCAAUGAUAAGGAAGAAGCCUGGCAUGGUCAGCGUCAAGGACAUGCCGAUCCUUCAAGACGGACCCCCUCCCGGAGGCUUCGCGCCAGUCAGGUACGCUCGCCGGAUUCCGACCAAAGGUCCCAGUGCCAUGGCCAUCUUUCUAGCCGCCGUCGGUGCUUUCUCUUGGGGCAUGUACCAGGUCGGCCAAGGCAACAAGAUCCGGAGGAUGCUCAAAGAAGAGAAAUUUGCUGCCCGCAGCGCCAUUCUACCUGUGCUUCAAGCAGAAGAGGAUGAAAGAUUUGUUAAAGAGUGGAAGAAGUAUCUGGAAGAAGAGGCAAGAAUAAUGAAGAAUGUGCCCGGUUGGAAAGUUGGCGAAAGUGUCUACAACUCUGGGAGAUGGAUGCCCCCAGCAACUGGUGAGCUCCGUCCUGAAGUCUGGUGAUAGAUAGUGUUCUACCACAUGCUGCUUUGUGGAGAAUGAAUAUGGAGUGCUUUUAGUUUAUUGCUGACGAUAUUCAUCCUGUGCAAACCUCAAGCGGUCUCUUGGGUUCCUCCAUAACAGGGAAAAAAAACAUCCACCUGAAUAAGAUUUACUUCUUGAAACUGUUUUUGUUUCCUGAAUAUGUUUAUUGUGGUUGUUUUACCCACUUUUAUUCCCAAUUUCUUUACAACUUCCUGUGACCUGAUUUCCAUGACUAAGGAAGAGCUGGCUCCUACUGAUGUUACAAUUCAGA
This is a messenger RNA of Vitis riparia (riverbank grape), 808 nucleotides long. Its product is annotated as NADH dehydrogenase [ubiquinone] 1 alpha subcomplex subunit 13-B. The coding region runs from base 85 to 516 and encodes 143 amino acids. The transcript has 3 exons. The record is from RefSeq and is a predicted model, not a curated record. NCBI's taxonomy places the organism in Eukaryota, Viridiplantae, Streptophyta, Magnoliopsida, Vitales, Vitaceae.